This is a messenger RNA of Triplophysa dalaica, 3143 nucleotides long. RefSeq names its product ankyrin repeat domain 13 family, member D (gene ankrd13d). The record is from RefSeq and is a predicted model, not a curated record. Lineage: Eukaryota; Metazoa; Chordata; Actinopteri; Cypriniformes; Nemacheilidae. Gene Ontology annotation, cellular component: cytoplasm. The coding region runs from base 774 to 2681 and encodes 635 amino acids. Gene Ontology annotation, molecular function: protein binding. The transcript is spliced from 17 exons.
CGCAUCCAAGCCUGAAUUCAGCACGUUAUUAACGUUACAUGUACAUGGACAUUGAUGGGAAUUAGGCCUUCGUGUAAUUUUCUUGCAUAAUUUUCUUACUGAACUGGACUAUAUUUAUUUAACCAUUGCCUAUUUACAGGCUGAUCCUAAUAUGAUGGAAAGAUUUCGUUUCUAUCAGAUGUCCCAUUUUUGUAUUACAAACAUCAUACGUGUCUGCGGCUUCCAGCAGCACUAGCUUGAUGCUGAAGAUGAUGGAAAGCUAUCUGCUAACUUUAAGGAUGCUUUACCGCAAAUAACUCGCUUACUCACCCGCUCUCUCGUUUUUAAUACAUUUAUCGUAAAGCCGUUCAUUUCACAGAGCGAUGUUUGUCUAUUUUAGCGUGAAAGGGCACAUAAAUAAAAAACUUUCACAUAUAUCGACUUAGCUUUGCUAGCUAAGCAGCUGUUAGGUUGCAUGACACUGGAUGUUUUCGGCAAAGCGAGGGAUUUGCAGCCAAAUAUUACACGAACCAGGCUGGUUAACGGUGUAAAUAAAACGUCCGGAGUCCUGAGGGAAUAGAAGAUAAAGAAGAUAAAAACGACACGUCUUGACUUUGCCAUAGGAGCAAAUGAAAGAACGGUACGUAAAUAAACGGUUGUUUAUCUGAUCGCUUGCAGCAAAGGUGCGCGGGACAACAAGCAUUUACUACAAAAACGAAUCCACUACAAACAAUAAUAUUAAAUCCCAAACAACGUCACAUAAAAGCCGAAAACUUAAAGCCAAAAUCGCUGAAAUGGCUAAAGAGGCGUUUCCUUUACAUUAUCUGGUGUGGAACAACCAGUAUCAAGAACUGGACCGAGAGCUUCAGAGAAAGCAGCAUGAUGUGGAGCAGCUGGACCUCCGCGCGCGCACGCCGCUCGAGCUGUCAGUGUGUCUCGGGCACCUGGAGUCCACGCACGUUCUGCUGAGACACAACGCGGAUCCCACACACUGCAACACACAGGGCUGGACAGUUUUGCAGGAGGCAGUGAGCACUGGAGAUCCUGAGCUAGUGCAGCUGAUCCUUCAGUACAGAGACUUCAAAAGAGCCAAAGAGAGAUUGGCUGGUAUUCCUGAGCUUCUGAGCAAACUGAGACAGGCACGUGAUUUCUACGUGGAGAUGAAAUGGGAAUUUACUAGCUGGGUGCCUCUAGUAUCAAAGGUUUGUCCAAGUGAUGUAUACCGUGUAUGGAAAAGUGGCUCGUGUUUGAGGGUUGACACCACUUUACUGGGUUUCGAGCAUAUGACCUGGCUCAAGGGACGGCGUAGCUACAUCUUUAAAGGUGGAGAAAGCGGGGCCAUGGUGAUGGAGGUGGACCACGAGAAGCAGGUGGUGUAUACGGAACCGUUGUCCCUGUCCCCACACGACGCCCCCUCCCUGCUCGCCGCCAUGCUGCCCUCACAGGAGAACACGGCUCAGAGGCUCACUUCACCCAUAGUGUCCACUCAUCUGAAUACACGCAACAUUGCCUUCGAGAGAAAUAAGUCUGGGAUUUGGGGAUGGCGCUCGGAGAAGUCUGAGGUUGUCAGUGGAUAUGAAGCAAAGGUUUACAGUGCCAGUAAUGUUGAGUUAGUAACGCGUUCUCGGACUGAGCACCUUUCUGAUCAGGACAAGUCCAGAAGUAAAGGGUCCAGAACACCUCUUCAGUCUUUUCUGGGUAUAGCUGAGCAGCACGUCUCUAGUCCCGGGAGUCAGGUAUCACAGUGUGCUAGUCCACAUAAUCCGACAGCUAUCACAGCAGAAGAAUACUUUGAUGCUGAGUUCAGUCUGAAUGCCAGAGAUAUUGGACGACCCAUUGAACUUACCAGCAAAGUGCAAAAGUUUAAAGCCACUUUGUGGUUAAGUGAAGUUCAUCCUCUCUCACUGGCUGAACAAGUAACCCCCAUAAUUGACCUCAUGGCCAUAUCAAACGCCCACUUUGCCAAGCUUCGUGACUUCAUCACUUUGCGUCUACCCCCUGGCUUUCCUGUAAAGAUAGAAAUUCCUCUCUUCCACGUGUUGAACGCUCGCGUAACCUUCAGCAAUCUUUGUGGUUGUGACGAACCAGUCAGUUCUAUUACUGUAUUAUAUCCACUGUCUCCACAAGCAGCUUCAGAGGCUGGCCAGCUGCCGCCUCCCCUGCAGUGUGAGGUGGACCCGUCUGUGUUCGAGCCACCCCCAGAAUACACAAUGCUUGGUCCAGGCCGCAGUGAACCAAUGAGAGAUGAGGAUGAUAAUUUACUCCAGUUUGCCAUACAACAGAGUCUACUGGAUGCUGGAACUGAAAGCGACCAGGUGACCAUAUGGGAGGCUCUUACAAACACACGUCCAGCUUCUCAGCCUCCACUGUAUGAGGAGGAGUCUCAGUUUGAGAGGGCCAUUCAGGAAUCUUUGUCGUUGAAUGGAGGGGACGGUGAAGAGUCAGAUCCUGGCCAGCCGAUAUCACCAUCCGAUCCCUCCCUCAACUCCCCUCCAUGUUACAGCUCAUUGGCCGAGCCUCGGGGGCCGGGAGCGUUUGCCGUCGCCAGCAGUUUUGAUGAACAGCUACGCAUCGCUAUGGAGCUCUCGUGCAGAGAGCAAGAAGAUUUAGAUCGAAAGAGGAGGGUAGAAGAGGAAGAACUGGAGAGAAUACUGCAACUGUCUCUCACAGAGAAAUUCAUUUUUUCUUUUUCACAAUUAUAAAAAUGAAAGAGGAAUCUGAGAGAGAGCGUGUGUAUGGUCGCCAAGACUGAAGCAGUUCAUUGGAUUUUUUUUUUUAAAGAAUAUGGAACAUAGAGCAUGAAAUUUUAAAUGAUAUCCUCUCAGUUUCAAUGUCUUUUGAGUGAUAAGGGUCUUCAAAACUUAAAUUGAUUUGUAUAAUGAAAAUGUGAAUUAUGAAUAUUGAUGACUAUCAUAAUGCAUAAAGGUAAAGUCUUGAAUAUAUUAUUGAUCUCAAAUGAGUUGAAUUAUGGUGGAUGAUAAUGACAUGACAGUAUAAGUAUUAAAUGUUGCUCCAAAACUUUCUCGACAAUAAGGGUGUCUUUAAUAUGUAUUUGGUGUUUCGCCACUGUUGUCAUGAGAUGUCUUGUAACAGUUGGGACAAAGCAAAACCCCCAUUCUUGUUUUGAAGAACAUGAGGGUGAAUAAAUGAUAACAAAAUUGUUA